CCAGCACAACCCCGACGUCGGGACUGGGCACAGCCGCCAUCGUGGGCAUCCUCAUCGUCAUCUUCAUCCUCCUGAUGGUGGCCGUGGACAUCACCUGCUACUUCCUGAACAAGUGUGGCCUUUUCAUGUGCAUUGCCGUCAACCUGUGUGGCAAAGCAGGUCCUGGUGCGAAGGGGAAGGACAUGGAAGAGGGCAAAGCUGCCUUCUCGAAGGACGAAUCAAAAGAGCCCAUCGUCGAAGUGAGGACGGAAGAAGAACGGACUCCAAAUCACGAUGGAGGCAAACACACCGAACCCAACGAAACCACCCCGCUCACUGAGCCAGAGCACCCUGCCGACACCGUGGCAGCCACAGAGGACAUGAUGCCGUCCGUCACCACAGUCACCACAAACUCUGACACCAUCACUGAGACCUUUGCCACUGCCCAAAAUAGCCCCACCAGUGAGACCACCACACUGACCUCCAGCAUCACACUGCCAGACACCCCCAUACCCAAUGCCACCAUGGGGCCCCCCAGCCAGGGCACGCCUUCCAAAGCCGCGGCCCCUUCUCCCCCACCAGCCUCCGCCCCCAAAGUGGCUCCCCUGGUGGACCUCAGCGACACCCCCGCAUCCCCUCAAGCCGCUGGCAAUUUAUCCUCCAACGUCCUCAACCACCAGGGCGCGGUGUUGAGCCCCAGCUCCACCAGCAAGGGGCCCGAGGCUCCCAAGGGCCCUGCCAUUGCCUCCCCACCCUCCAAUCCAGCCAGCCUUCCAGACUCCUCCGAGGCCAAGCAGGAGGCAGCCUCCAGUGCCAGGAGCCCCGAGAAGGAAUCCGCGCGGAAGAGCGCCGCAAAGAGCCCGACGGAGGCACUGAAGACCGCGGGGGGGCAGAAAGGCGAGGCGGCCCCAGGGGGCACCAGAAACCCUCCUCAGAAUGAGGACUUUAAAAUGGACGAGGGGACCUUCAAGACACCCGACCUUGACCUUGCCAAGGAUGUUUUUGCCGCCCUGGGCACAGCGGCCCCCGCUGUCGAAGCCCCAGCCGCAGCCCCUGCAUCCGCCCUGGAGACUUCAGCAUCGCCAGCGCCUGCCAAGACAGAGAAAAACGCUGUAGAAGAAAAGCCGGCCGUUCCCGCCACAGAAGCCAACAACGCAGCCCCCGCAGAAGUGAAGACGGUCCCCAACGAAGCCACACAAACAAAUGAAACUGAGAGCAAAGCAUGAUGGGCUCCGUGGGUCGAAAGCAGAGCAGGCGGGAAAUUUAAACAAAACAAAACACACACAAAAAAAUUGACAGAACAGCUUCACCUGAGCAUUUAAAACACAAAAAAUACACAUCUCAUUCCUCUAGUGUCUUUGC
This is a messenger RNA of Pseudonaja textilis, 1341 nucleotides long. The record is from RefSeq and is a predicted model, not a curated record. NCBI's taxonomy places the organism in Eukaryota, Metazoa, Chordata, Lepidosauria, Squamata, Elapidae.